This is a messenger RNA of Rotaria sordida, 1824 nucleotides long. The record is from the annotation of a GenBank genome assembly. NCBI's taxonomy places the organism in Eukaryota, Metazoa, Rotifera, Eurotatoria, Philodinida, Philodinidae.
AUGAAUCAAGCAAGUUGUUUUUUGCUUUUGUUUCUUAUUGUUUUAUCAACAACAGCAAAUAUCGAAGAUGAUUUCCAUGAUGAUAUUGAAUUGACCAGCGACAUGCCAAAUGUCUGUUCAAAAAUUGAAACUCGUACUGUAACUAAACUUGUUCCAUGUCUCAAAAGUUAUGAUCAUCUUGUUAAAGUAUGGUCACGCAAUUGUUCUAAUGGUCGUCGUAUAUGUCCAAUAUAUGAACAUAGAACGGAAUAUUAUCAAAGUGAACAAACAAUAACAAAAGAAAUAAAUGUGACCAUCUAUCACUGUUGUCUUGGAUGGACACGUCUCAUUCAUGAUUAUGGUUGUCCUAUUGCAAUGCAACCAAAUCGAGUGCAACGAAAAAUUCCUUUACGACAUGCAUAUUCUCAUCAAUUAGAUUCAAUUAAUAAUCGUUGUCCACAAAAUCGUUUUGGUAUGCAGUGUGAAUAUUCAUGUUCUCAAUGCAUCUUUGGUACAUGUAAUUGGCGUAUGCGAAUAUGUGAUUGUCAAUCAGGUUUUACUGGAGUGUUUUGUAAUCAAACAACAGUGAUUGAAAGAAAUAUUAUUGAUGAAACACAUCGAUGCCAAUUAUGUCAUAAAGGAAAUACGGCUUCAUGUCAUAUGGAAACUGGCAAGUGUCAAUGUUUGCCCGGUCAUCGUGGAAUUCGUUGUGAAGAAGAUUGUCCAAAUAGUUAUUAUGGUCGUGAUUGUAUCCAUCGAUGCUCAUGUCAAAAUGGAGGAAUAUGUGAUUCACGUGAUGGUCAUUGCUUUUGUUUAUCUGGUUUCACAGGUAGUCGAUGUGAAUCUUCAUGUCCAGAAAGUACCUUUGGACAUAUGUGUUUGCAAAAAUGUCAAUGUACAGGAGAUAAUAUUUGUCAUCCACGAACAGGAGAAUGUAAUUCAUUAUCUUGUAAUGGGGAUUCAAAAUGUUUAGUGGAACAACAAAGAAAAAAAUCUUUAAUAUCUUCAUGUCCAGAAGGUUAUUAUAGUCCACCUAAUUGUCGUCAAAAAUGUAUGUGCAUGAAUAAUGCUCAAUGUGAACCAUUAUCGGGUCGUUGUCUAUGUCAUUCAGGACAUGCCGGACGAUAUUGUGAACGAUCUUGCGAACGUGGUUGGUAUGGCCCUGGAUGUAUUCAUCGAUGUAAUUGUCAUCAUGGAGCAACAUGUGAUGGGCGUACAGGAGCUUGUCUCUGCGGAAUGGGUAUAACAGGAAAAUUAUGUGAUCAAGAAUGUCCUGAAGGAACAUUUGGUCGCAAUUGUUCAGAAAUAUGCCAGUGUAAAAAUGGUGCUCAAUGUAAUAAAAAUACAGGUUGUUGUGCUUGUUCUAUUGGAUAUUAUGGUUCGACUUGUCAGUUUGAUUGUCGACCAUUUACAUAUGGAUAUUAUUGUUCUCACACAUGUAAUUGUUCAACAGAAACAUCAGAUGGUUGUGAUUCAAAAACGGGUAAAUGUCAAUGUAAACUUGGUUUUCAUGGUGAUCGAUGUGAAAUCGCAUGUCCACCAGAACAAUGGGGUUAUGAAUGCUUAAAUAAAUGCGAUUGUAAUGGAAAUUCAUGUAAUUCUCAAACAGGUAUAUGUGAAUGUCCAGCUGGUCGAACUGGUGUUCGAUGUGAAGAAGAUUGUCCACCAAAUACCUAUGGUAUUGGUUGUAAACCAUGUUCAUGUCAAUCAUUUCAAUUAUGCGAUGUUGUAACAGGCGAAUGUAAAUGUCCAUCAGGUUGGAAAGGUGAUGCUUGUCAAUUUCCAUUAACAGCAAAUGGACCUGAUAUGCCGGAUAGAGGCGAUAUGUAUAAGAAAGAUACUUAA